GGGUGGUGUCGCGUUGUUUCACCGGUGCUGAGUGAAGAAGACGCCGAAUAAGGUGAAUUUGGAGAAGUUCGAGGUAGAAAGCUUUGGAUUAGGAUUUAUCGUGAUUCGAGGUAAGUUUCUCUGUCAAUCCAAAAUCGUUUCCUCGUAUUAUAUAUGUAUUAUGUGAUACGUGAUUUUAAUGUGAGUUAUGAUGUAUAUGCAUGUGAUUUUGAGAUUUGUUCGAUAUGUGAUAUUUAAGAAGUGAAACUAAGUGCUUUUAGGUGUUGAAUAUUUUAUUUAAACAUUUCCGAGACAGUUUGAGAAAUUGAGGAAUAUUUUGAAGUAUAUUAAACCAAGAUAAAAGAAUGAUUUCAUAAAAAGUGAGCACCACGGGAGAAAUCCGUGGUUUCGGUUUUCCACAUCCGGAUAAAUGUGGAGGGUGAUUAGAGUGGCUACUACUAAGAAGUACAGUUUGAGUAACUUUCGGAUCGAUGAUCCCUUUUAAGAAAGAGAGUUGUGGUAGUAGUAGUAGUUCCGACGUAAAAGGCCUGCUACUGCUAAGGAUGAGGAUAAAUUUUGACUGAUAAUUGGAUCGAUGAUCCCUUUUAAAGUUAUAGUAGUAGUCCCUAAUCAUUCAAGAAUUUUUAAAGGUGGGGUGGUUGGGUUCCGACCACUCGGGAUGACUUACUACUCAGAGGGCUUGGAAUCCCUUUUAGGGGGUGUGCACACUUAAGGUAGUCGUUUCGUUUCCAUUAGCAGUUGUGGUACCGGGAAAAGUCCCGGGGUGGCCGUACAUAAUAACGUAACCACCGGGCUCAACCAGAGUGUUGAGCACCGCCCUUCUAAAUUACUAGGAAGUUAGAAAGAUUGGGAUUUUGAAAAUCCAAAGAGAAGAAGAGUUUACAAUUUAAGAAGUGACUUUUGAGGUGAUACUCAGAAAAGAAGAAUUUAUUAAUAAUGAAGUAAUUUUUUUUGAAGUGAAUAAAAGAGAAAAGGAUUUCGGUGGAGUGAGUUAUUUUUAUAUAAUAUUAUAUAAAAAUCUAUUUUAGUAAAACGUGAUUAUUUUACGGGGUUGGGUAGUACUUACUUAGCUCUAAAGCUAAUUUUUCUUUCCUUUUCCUUGUUUUGUAAUCUGCACUUUAUUUGUGCAGGUGAUGAUGUCUAUGUUGAUUGUUGAUUGCAUGCGUCUGAGAGCGGUUGCUAGAUGCCUUAGUAAAAUCUAGACAUGAAUGAACAUUUUAGUUACGUUGAACAUUUGUUUCUUCAUAUUACAAUUAAUUAUGACUAUUUUGUUUUAGUUGCCUGUGCAUCCGGUUAAGAGAUGACCGGAUGUGGCGGUAACACCCGUUUCCCUAUUUAAAUUAUUUCCGCUGCAAGAUUUUUAUCAAUUUCGAAUGAAUAAAGCAAGUUUAUUAUCAAUAAAUUAUUAUUUCAAGUAUUAUUUUUGGGCGGGAAAUUGGGGGUGUUACAUAAAGCCUAUAGAGUACUCAACAGAAGGACUCUACAUGUUGAAGAGUCUAUACAUGUGAAGUUUGAUGAUAGCAUCUCUGUUAAAGAAGUAACAGAGACCCUCAAAGAAGUCAGCAUAGAGGACAGAACACCAGAACCAACAGAAGAGGUAGCAGAUAACCCUGCAUUUCCAACACCUACACCAAACCCCCUUCUGUUAAAUGAAGAUGAAGACUCAGAGAAUGAAGAACCAGAGAGACCCAGACAGCAACUGACAGAACCUGAUCUGACAUGGUUAAGUGACCAUCCCCCUAAUCAAGUUAUUGGGCAUUUCAGAAGUGGUGUGCAUACCAGAUCAGCAUCAACAAGGAGAGAAGCAAUGCUUGCCUGCUAUAUAUCUCAGAUGGAACCCAUGACUGUGGAAGAAGCUCUUGCAGACUCAGGUUGGAUCAAUGCAAUGCAAGAAGAGCUGACUCAAUUUGAAAGGAACAAAGUAUGGGAACUUGUUCCUAGGCCAAAGCACCAGAAUGUCAUUGGAACAAAAUGGGUGUUCAAGAACAAAGCUGAUGAAGAUGGCAACAUUGUAAGGAAUAAAGCAAGGCUGGUAGCUAAAGGUUAUUGCCGAGAAGAAGGAAUAGAUUUUGAUGAGACUUUUGCACCAGUUGCCAGACUGGAAGCCAUCAGAAUAUUUCUAGCCUAUGCUGCCUACAACAACAUCAAGGUCUACCAGAUGGAUGUCAAAAGUGCAUUUCUGAAUGGAGAUCUUGAAGAAGAAAUUUAUGUGGAACAACCACCAGGUUUUGCCAUUCCUACUCACUCCUCCUGUGUCUACAAGCUUAAAAAGGCCCUCUAUGGUCUUAAGCAAGCUCCCAGAGCUUGGUAUGACACAUUUUCCGUAUUCCUAGUGAACCAUGGGUUUACUAAGGGAAAGGUUGACAAAACUUUAUUUCAAAUCUCUGUUGCUAAUCAUAUUUGGUAGUACAAAUAUAUGUUGAUGAUAUUAUAUUUGGUAGUACUAAUCCAGAAUUAUGCAAGAAGUUCUCUCAAGUGAUGCAGAGUCAAUUUGAAAUGAGUAUGAUGGGAGAACUCAGCUACUUCCUAGGACUACAAGUCAAACAAGUCCAUGAAGGAAUCUUUAUCAAUCAAGGGAAGUAUACCAGAGACCUGAUCAAGAAGUUUGGAGUGGAAGGCAAUCCUCAGUGAAGAUUCCCAUGAACACCUCACAAGGAAUUGGUCCGGAUGAUGAAGGAAAAGAUGUCGAUGCAACUACUGUUGGAGAUAUUUAAUUGUGAAUCAAGUCUGUCAUAGAUUAGCUUUAUAUUUAAUCCUUGUAUUUAAUUAGUGCAUAAAUUAGAUAGCAAUCGGGCCAAGUGUUAGGCCCAUAUAAACAGGCUAAAAAGCCUUGUACGCCUAACCUAAACCUCACCUAUAAAAAGGGAGCCCAGGGUUUAGGAUUAGGUUAACGUCGUACUUAUUCUUCAUAGCCUUACGCGCAUACUAUUGUGUUGUACGAGUUCACGGUCUAUCAAAGAGGGUUUUAUGUUGAUU
Molecule: messenger RNA, 2976 nt
Organism: Cuscuta europaea
Lineage: Eukaryota; Viridiplantae; Streptophyta; Magnoliopsida; Solanales; Convolvulaceae
Source: the annotation of a GenBank genome assembly